Molecule: messenger RNA, 600 nt
Organism: Trichoderma harzianum CBS 226.95
Lineage: Eukaryota; Fungi; Ascomycota; Sordariomycetes; Hypocreales; Hypocreaceae
Exons: 3
Coding region: 311-499 (62 amino acids)
Source: RefSeq, a predicted model, not a curated record
CACAGCCAAGUCCAGGUUCAGCAUCAGCAUUCUUGAUAUAAAUUUUGUCCAGGUUAAGCAUGUGGGUAUAGAGCACAGUGCACCAUUGUUAUGGGAAAGUCCCCCUAUAACAACUGGUAGUAGAAAUUGGCUGACCUAAAUUUAGGUGUGCCUAAGGCAGCAAGAGAGCCUGUAAACAAACGUAGGCAAAUGACUCAUGUUUCGACUUUCCCACCAUAGCCAUAACACUCUGAAGUUAUGGCUCUUUAUCCUACAUGUUAUUGGAUACUGUGUAUGUUAUCUCCGACCUGAUUCUCUUCUGGCAGUCCUUAUGGAUGAUCUCGUAUAUACAAAUAAUAUGCUUGCCAUGGUGAAUGCCGCGAUUGGCGCCAUGAAUUUUCGAGGGUUCAUAUCUCGGAUUUGGGUGUUUUGGGUGACAAUGGAAAAUGAUCCUGGGCCGUUUUCGCUGGUUCAAAUUGAUGAAUUGAGCGCACGUUUGUCUGCGCCUAUGGCCACUUGAACGAGAUCCGCACCGAAAAUUAUGAUACUUGGGUUUGCGAAUGAGGAAACCAAUUUUGGAUUUAGUUAUGAGAUUGGGCUGUGCAUGUUGUCUUGUUCAAG